This is a messenger RNA of Ochlerotatus camptorhynchus, 641 nucleotides long. RefSeq lists its product as uncharacterized. NCBI's taxonomy places the organism in Eukaryota, Metazoa, Arthropoda, Insecta, Diptera, Culicidae. The record is from RefSeq and is a predicted model, not a curated record. The transcript has 3 exons. The annotation marks the transcript as partial.
ACUAACGAAGAUAUCUUUUUUUCAGUCUUAAUCAAGGAACCACACGGGCAAAGUGAACGCUUGGCCGGCGAGACUAAAAAGCGCCCUCAAGCCCGGCGACUCAAGGAACAUUUCGAAUCAGCUGUCGAGGGAUUCAUCUUCCCUCUGCAAUCGGAAGACGAUGUCGAUCGCUUGGAAUGGAACGUGCGCGAAAAUCAGGAAAUUCGAGAUCAAUAUGUGGCCUUCCUUCAAAAUGUCAAACUCUUCCGCCAAGAUCUGGCCAACGUUUUCACCGACCUGUUCGCCGACGAAGCGCUGCUCGGUUACAACUACUACGGCAAAACCAACCGAGCGAAGAAGAAGAAAGCAAUGAAGAAGUAUAUCAUCUUCACUGACUGCAUGAUUGACGCUUGGCAUACUCAUGGAGUCAACGAGGAAGUCCUGCGAAUCUCAAUCGUAAAGGUUAUUGCUCGACUGAAUCACAAACUGCGCAGCCGUGGAUAUCGGAGGAAACCUGUGAAUGUUGUACUGCUGGACGAUGAUGAUGAUGCUGCUGCCGGCGAAGUAGAGCUGUAUGAAGUUGCUUAAUCUGAAUUUUGCACCGUAAACUGGCUAUCAAUCUAGCAUUGCAUACGAGCGUCAAAAUUACCUUAUUUGGCAAA